This is a messenger RNA of Bactrocera tryoni, 12922 nucleotides long. It is a transcript of the gene M7BP, whose product is annotated as titin. Bases 293 to 12562 code for a protein of 4089 amino acids. NCBI's taxonomy places the organism in Eukaryota, Metazoa, Arthropoda, Insecta, Diptera, Tephritidae. The record is from RefSeq and is a predicted model, not a curated record. The transcript has 16 exons.
GUAUUUAAUUGAGACAGACCAAAGAUGUCUUGGCAUAGUGGCGCAACUAAUUACAUAGCUCGCUCGCAUCUGAAAUUUCCGCAUAAUGAAAUUAUGUGAAAAAGUGAAGACUUCCAAUUCCAAUUAAUUUUACUAUUACUUAUGACUAAGGAAAGUGAAACGAUAUUAUAGCUUCCAAUCAAGUAUUCAACUAUUCGCAAUUUGUGAGACAAAACACUACGUGAUAAUGUCUAUCAUUAUGAAUAAAUGUGGAUACAUAUGGUACAAUUUUGUUAGAAAGUGAAAAUAAGGAAUGUCUGCAUUAGCGAGAUUUAUAGUUGGUGUCACAUCUUCAAUCGCUCCAAGGGACAAAGACUCUACCAUUUCAUCAAAGCGGGGAUUUAGUAACAGCAACAUCACUGUCAACACCUCCAACUGUUAUUCUACUAGUGCAGAUACAGCUUGUAACACAGAGCUCAAUGGUCCAAUCCGUAGCCGUAGAAAUUCAAAACUGAAAAUCGAUACGGAAAGAGGAAAAAGCUCAUGCAGUCCAGCUUUACUUGAAUUCAGCUUCGAUAGCGGCAUAGGUAUGGGCUCCAGCAGCUUUACUGGUAAUGUUUCAGUAGUGGAUGAAAAAUUAACCUCUAAAACAGAAAAUAUUGAAACACUUAAGAGUGGCACUGAUAUUCUCGGUACAGAUAGCGUGAGCGGCAAUGAUGCCGUUGACUUUCAUGAUAAACUUGCCAAUUUCGUUAGCAUCGACAAUGGCAUCAUCAAAUAUUCUACAGAAGAAAUAAGUUGGAAAUUGAGGUACGAACGGCUGCAACAGUGUCGUCUCAUCCUAUUCGCGUUAGAUCGACAGCAAACCCAAUACCGACAGUUGCGCGAACGUCUCAGUAAAAUUGGUGAAGGACGAAUUGCUAAAAAGGAACCUGUGAUUGAUAACAUUUGCAAUGUUUGCUCCUGUCCAAUCAAUAUAAUUGAUUCUAAAAGCUUUAUUACGUGCUUCGUAUGCAACAAAAGAAUAUGUCACGCUACCAAAUGCUCAAAUUUCGUUCCAAAAUCUGGUCGGCGGGAGUGUCAAAUAUGCCAUCUCUCAAAGGACUCGCUUACACAUACACAAUCUUGGAUAACAGAACAAAUGUUCUUCAGCCGCCAAAACCAUUCGUAUCCAGUGCGAGCACGAAGUGAAAUUUACAUACCGAUAAAAGAUUAUAAUGAAGGUUCCAUAAAUUUCGAAAGCGUAAGCCAAGUAGGAGCAAGUUCCUUUGCUAUUACUGCAGAUCAAAAAACGAAAAUACGCGAAUACGUGGAGGAAGUGGUGGCUAAGCUGUUGGGCAAUUCGCUAGACCAAAUACGGGUCACUCAAUUAUCAAAAAGUGAAAAUCAUCUUCCUGGCAUCCUGAAUAAUCAUGUAAUUCAUCCACACCCCGUGGGCUUGAAUGACAAUCAAACCAAAGAGAACAUCCUAACUGAAUUUUCCGAAAUUUCACAAGCAAGACUUCGAAAUAUGGUUGAAUCAAUAAUAGCGGAAAUGCUGGGAACGUCACGUCUGACGAAUGUUAACGUAUCUGAACCAGAACUCAAUACAAAUACGUAUGGAAAUGGUCAUUCACAACUUUCUCAUCGUCAUCGUACUGAACAUCCUUUUGAACCAAAGGCCUAUCAGGACUUCCUGGCCAAGGCAGUGUUAAAUAAGAUCGCUGACAAUGAAGGGUAUAUCCGUAAAUUAUCGGAAAGUACACCCGAUCUAAGCUCAUGCAACAUUGACAUCAACUUCAAUAUGGACGAUAGAAGCAAUUCACCUGAAAGUUCAUUAGAGACUUCAAGUCCUUUCAACUAUGCAGAUGCACAGCAUUCAUCAAAAAUCAUCAAAGAUUUAGAUCGCGAAUCAACAAUAAACGAUUACAUAGCCUCUCACACAGUACCGCUACCCGAUUUGUCAGCUGCAAUGACAGAUUAUGAGGAGGAUGAUAUGGCAUCCGUAUCUUCGAGUAUUCUUGUCGAAGGCAAUUGGGAAGAUAAUUGGCUUUUUAGGAAGAAGGGUCCUUCAUUAACUACCUCCAUAACUGGCAGUGUAGGUAUGCUAGUACCUGCACCUAAAGAUGAUGUUCGUGCUCAAAUUGGAGAUAAAACUACCGAUGAAAUCAGUGACCUCUCUGAAAUUGAUUCAGAUACGGAUGAUUCAGUACAAAUAUGUGCAGGCUUAGAUCCGUACAAUGAUCGAAUUAUAAAUAAACACCUAAUUGGUGGUCAGAAUACAAAAGUGAUUUUAGACGAAUUGAUUGAAACAGCUAGUUUGAUAUCAAAUACAUCACAUUCACCAAAUGAAGCCAAUUAUAUUGAUACUAGAAACGAUCAUAUUGUGGAAAAGUCGUUCAAAACUGAAGCGUUUAAUUCAAAAGUUGCUAAUCAUUCGCCCCUAGAACUUAAAAUUAGUUCAAAAUCGAUGCCAACGAAUUGUUAUGAAGCUCAUACGGCGCAUGAACCUGAAAAUAAUCCAAUAUCAGCUCCAUUUCAAGCUACUGAAAGCAUUGAAGUCGACGAAAGUUGUACAGGAUUUAGCUCAGUCGAAAUAUUUGAAGAACCCGUUUUAAGUCACGACACUAGGUCAAUUUGUCAAGGAACAUCCGUUAUUGAAAUUCUCGCUGCAAUUACUUUAGCACCGUUGUUGGCUGUUCCUGCUUCAGAACAACCAUCUAUUCAAGCACCCUUUGAAAUGAAUACAAUCAAAGAGUUAAGUGAUUUAGCUUUGGCAGAAAUAAAAUUACGUAUACCUGAAUUGAGCCACCACUCACUUGAUAUCAUAGAUGAGGAAGAAGAAUCUAAAGUUAUAAACUCGUUAGAAAUAGACGAAAGUUGUUCAGAAAAGUGCGUUCCAUUAUCAGAUAUUAAGGAAAAUACGAAUUCACCAUUGAUUCCAAAUGCAAUCACAAAUUUAGCAGAUGAAAAUGAUUUACACGAUCUGCCGAAUAAAAUUUGUGCAGAGACACAUUCGCCGGAUAUAGUACUGUUACCAUCGUCGUUGGAAAGAACUUCGUUCGAAGGUUCCAAUAGAUCGAAUAUAACACAACUCCCCGAACUUAAAACAUAUUCCAUUGAAGAGCCUUCAAAUGUAAUUUUAUUGCAUUCAGAAGCGGAAACUCAACUGUCCUCAAAACCAAUCAUACGAUGUAGCUCUCAUGAAGAACCAUCUGAAACCAUCUAUCCUUUAGAAAAAGAGAUACCUAAAAUCUGCACGGAAGCCGUUAUCGGUGAUGUUAAAUAUACAAAAGGUAUAUUGUCUUCCGAAACCACUCAAACUUUUGAAUUUGAGAAACAAGUACAUUACAACGAAACUAGGGAUGAGCCUAAAAGCCAGACACCAGAAGAUAACAGUAUCGAUACAGAAGCAGUAAAAUUAAUUGAAAGCGAAAACGAAAAAACAAGUAAUGAACCAAAAAUAGAGUGUAUUAUAAAUGCAAAAAGUACAAAUGAAAACCAGUACACAGAUGAACGCAAUAACGAAGCAGAAACUAAAGAAUCCUCUGGAACACCAUAUACCUCCGCACCUCAGAAACAAGAAUCUAUCAGUGAGUCAGAUGGAGAGUGUAUUUUGGUCACAGAAGCAGAAGAAUCCUCUGUAACAGACAAUGGAACAAAAAAUCGUUGUACUGAACCAGAAGUAGAAACUGUUAUGGAUAUAGAAUGUGAAAAUCCAUCACCCUUCACCGACCAAGUGGAAAAGUGUGCUAUUGAGAAAGAGGUUUCGGAAUCUUUACAAACGUCGCACACUUUAGCAACUGAGAAACAACAAUCAGUCUAUCAGUUACCAGGAGAUAAAAAAAUUGAUACAGAAGUGGUAGAAUUAUCAGAAAUCGAAAAACAAAUAGCACGUAAUGAACCAGAAGUAGAGUGUGCUAAAGAUGCACAAAGUGAAAAUGAAACAUCGUACAUUGAUCAUAAGAAUGAACAUAAUAAUGAAGUAGAAACUCAAGAAUCCUCUGAAACACCUUACACCCCCCUAAAGGAGAAACAAGAAACUAUUAGUGAGUCAACAGGAGUAUGUAGUAUGGAUACACAAACGGUAGAAUGCUCUGUAACAGACAGUGGAACACAAAAUCCCUGUACUGAAUCAGAAGUGGAAACUGUUAUCGGUACAGAAUGUGAAAAUCCAACGCCCUUCACCCAUCAAGUAGAAAAGUGUGCCAUUGAGAAAGAGGUUUCGGAAUCUUCACAAACGUCAUACAUUUUAGCAACUGAGAAACAACAAUCAGCUUGUGAGUUACCAGGAGAUAAAAAUGUGGACACAGAAGCGGUAGAAUUAUCAGAACGCGAAAAACAAGUAGAAUGUAAUGAACCAGAAAUAGAGUGUGCUAAAGAUGCACAAAGUGAAAAUGAAAUAGCGCACAUUGACCAUAAGAACGAACAUGAUAAUGAAGCGGAAACUGAAGAAUCCUCUGAAAUACCUGAUAGCCCCAUACCUGAGACACAAGUACUUAUUAGUGAGUCAACAGGAGAAUGUAUUAUGGAUACACAAGCGGUUGAAUGCUCUGUAACAGAUAAUGGAACACAAAAUCCCUGUACUGAACCAGAAGUAGAAACGGUUAUGUAUGAGUUACCAGGAGAUAAAAAUAUGGAUACAGAAGUGGUAGAAUUAUCAGAAAGCGAAAAACAAAUAGCAUUUAACGAACCAGAAAUAGACAGUUCUAAAGAUGCACAGAGUGAAAUUGAAAUGUCGUACAUUGAUCAUAAGAAUGAACAUGAUAAUGAAAAAGAAACUGAAGAUUCGUCUGAAACACCAUAUACCCCCAUACCGGAGAAACAAGAACCUAUUAGUGAGUCAACAGGCGAAUGUAUUAUGGAUACACAAACGGUAGAAUUCUCUGUAACAGACAAUGGAACUCAAAAUCCCUGUACUGAACCAGAAGUAGAAACUGUUCUUGGUACAGAAUGUGAAAAUCCAACGCCCUUCACCCAUCAAGUAGAAAAGUGUGUCAUUGAGAAAGAGGUUUCGGAAUCUUCACAAACGUCAUAUAUUUUAGCAACUGAGAAACAACAAUCAGUCUGUGAGUUACUAGGAGAGAAAAAUAUGGAUACAGAAGUGGUAGAAUUAUCAGAACGCGAAAAACAAGUAGCAAGUAAUAAACCAGAAUCAGAGUGUGCUAAAGAUGCACAAAGUGAAGAUGAAAUAUCGCACGUUGAUCAUAAGAAUGAACAUGAUAAUGAUGUAGAAAAUGAAGAAUCCUCUGAAACACCAGAUACCUCCAUACCUGAGGCAGAAGAACCUAUUAGUGAGUCAACAGGAGAAUGCAUUAUGGAUACACAAGCAGUAGAAUUCUCUGUAGCAGAUAAUGGAACACAAAAUCUCUGUACUGAACCAGAAUUAGAAACUGUUAUGGGUAAAGAAUGUGAAAAUCCAACGCCCUUCACCCAUCACGUAGAAAAGUGCGCCAUUGAGAAAGUGGUUUCGGAAACGUCAUACAUUUUAGCAACUGAGAAACAACAAUCAGUCUGUGAGUUACCAGCAGAUAAAAAUGUGGAUACAGAAGCAGUAGAAUUAUCAGAACGCGAAAAACAAGUAGCAAGUAAUAAACCAGAAACAGACUGUUCUAAAGAUGCACAAAGUGAAAUUGAAAUGUCGUACAUUGAUCAUAAGAAUGAACAUGAUAAUGAAGAAGAAACUGAAGAUUCGUCUGAAACACCUUAUACCCCUAUACCGGAGAAGCAAGAACCUAUUAGUGAGUCAACAGGAGAAUGCAUUAUGGAUACGCAAACGGUAGAAUUCUCUGUAACAGACAAUGGAACUCAAAAUCCCUGUAGUGAAAAAGAAGAAACUGUUAUGGGUACAGAAUGUGAAAAUCCAACGCCCUUCACCCAUCAAGUAGAAAAGUGUGUCAUUGAGAAAGAGGUUUCGGAAUCUUCACAAACGUCAUAUAUUUUAGCAACUGAGAAACAACAAUCAGUCUGUGAGUUACCAGGAGAUAAAAAUAUGGAUAAUGAACCAGAAAUAGAGUGUGCUAAAGAUGUACAAAGUGAAAAUGAAAUAUCGCACAUUGAUCAUAAGAAUGAACAUGAUAAUGAAGCGGAAACUGAAGAAUCCUCUGAAACACCUGAUAGCCCCAUACCUGAGACACAAGUACUUAUUAGUGAGUCAAUAGGAGAAUGUGUUAUGGAUACGCAAGCAGUAGAAUCCUCUGUAACAGACAAUGGAACACAAAAUCCCUGUAGUGAAAAAGAAGAAACUGUUAUGGGUACAGAAUGUGAAAAUCCAACGCCCUUCACCCAUCAAGUAGAAAAGUGUGUCAUUGAGAAAGAGGUUUCGGAAUCUUCACAAACGUCAUAUAUUUUAGCAACUGAGAAACAACAAUCAGUCUGUGAGUUACCAGGAGAUAAAAAUAUGGAUAAUGAACCAGAAAUAGAGUGUGCUAAAGAUGUACAAAGUGAAAAUGAAAUAUCGCACAUUGAUCAUAAGAAUGAACAUGAUAAUGAAGCGGAAACUGAAGAAUCCUCUGAAACACCUGAUAGCCCCAUACCUGAGACACAAGUACUUAUUAGUGAGUCAAUAGGAGAAUGUGUUAUGGAUACGCAAGCAGUAGAAUCCUCUGUAACAGACAAUGGAACACAAAAUCCCUGUAGUGAAAAAGAAGAAACUGUUAUGGGUACAGAAUGUGAAAAUCCAACGCCCUUCACCCAUCAAGAAGAAAAGUGUGUCAUUGAGAAAGAGGUUUCGGAGUCUUCACAAACGUCAUAUAUUUUCGCAACUGAGAAACAACAAUCAGUCUGUGACUUACCAGGAGAUAAAAAUAUGAAUACAGAAGUGGUAGAAUUUUCAGAAAGCGAAAAACAAGUAGCAUGUAAUGAACCAGAAAUAGAGUGUGCUAAAGAUGCACAAAGUGAAAAUGAAAUAUCGCACAUUGAUCAUAAGAAUGAACAUGAUAAUGAAGCGGAAACUGAAGAUUCGUCUGAAACACCUUAUACCCCCAUACCUGAGACACAAGUACUUAUUAGUGAGUCAACAGACGAAUGUAUUAUGGAUACGCAAACGGUAGAAUUCCCUGUAACAGACAAUGGAACUCAAAAUCCCUGUACUGAACCAGAAGUAGAAACUGUUCUUGGUACAGAAUGUGAAAAUCCAACGCCCUUCACCCAUCACGUAGAAAAGUGUGUCAUUGAGAAAGAGGUUUCGGAAUCUUCACAAACGUCAUACAUUUCAGCAACUGAUAAACAACAAUCAGUCUGUGAGUUACCAGGAGAGAAAAAUAUGGAUACAGAAGUGGUAGAAUUUUCAGAACGCGAAAAACAAGUAGCAAGUAAUAAACCAGAAAUAAAGUGUGCUAAAGAUGCACAAAGUGAAGAUGAAAUAUCGCACGUUGAUCAUAAGAAUGAACAUGAUAAUGAUGUAGAAAAUGAAGAAUCCUCUGAAACACCUGAUACCCCCAUACCUGAAACACAAGUACUUAUUAGUGAGUCAACAGGAGAUUGUGUUAUGGAUACGCAAGUAGUAGAAUUCUCUGUAACAGACAAUGGAACACAAAAUCCCUGUAGUGAAAAAGAAGAAACUGUUAUGGGUACAGAAUGUGAAAAUCCAACGCCCUUCACCCAUCACGUAGAAAAGUGUGUCAUUGAGAAAGAGGUUUCGGAAUCUUCACAAACGUCAUACAUUUCAGCAACUGAUAAACAACAAUCAGUCUGUGAGUUACCAGGAGAGAAAAAUAUGGAUACAGAAGUGGUAGAAUUUUCAGAACGCGAAAAACAAGUAGCAAGUAAUAAACCAGAAAUAAAGUGUGCUAAAGAUGCACAAAGUGAAGAUGAAAUAUCGCACGUUGAUCAUAAGAAUGAACAUGAUAAUGAUGUAGAAAAUGAAGAAUCCUCUGAAACACCUGAUACCCCCAUACCUGAAACACAAGUACUUAUUAGUGAGUCAACAGGAGAUUGUGUUAUGGAUACGCAAGUAGUAGAAUUCUCUGUAACAGACAAUGGAACACAAAAUCCCUGUAGUGAAAAAGAAGAAACUGUUAUGGGUACAGAAUGUGAAAAUCCAACGCCCUUCACCCAUCACGUAGAAAAGUGUGUCAUUGAGAAAGAGGUUUCGGAAUCUUCACAAACGUCAUACAUUUCAGCAACUGAUAAACAACAAUCAGUCUGUGAGUUACCAGGAGAGAAAAAUAUGGAUACAGAAGUGGUAGAAUUUUCAGAACGCGAAAAACAAGUAGCAAGUAAUAAACCAGAAAUAAAGUGUGCUAAAGAUGCACAAAGUGAAGAUGAAAUAUCGCACGUUGAUCAUAAGAAUGAACAUGAUAAUGAUGUAGAAAAUGAAGAAUCCUCUAAAACACCUGAUACCCCCAUACCUGAGACACAAGUACUUAUAAGUGAGUCAACAGGAGAAUGUGUUAUGGAUACGCAAACGGUAGAAUUCUCUGUAACAGACAAUGGAAUUCAAAAUCCCUGUACUGAACCAGAAGUAGAAACUGUUCUUGGUACAGAAUGUAAAAAUCCAACGCCCUUCACCCAUCACGUAGAAAAGUGUGUCAUUGAGAAAGAGAUUUCGGAAUCUUCACAAACGUCAUACAUUUUAGCAACUGAUAAACAACAAUCGGUCUGUGAGUUACCAGGAGAGAAAAAUAUGGAUACAGAAGCAGUAGAAUUAUCAGAACGCGAAAAACAAGUAGCAAGUAAUAAACCAGAAACAGACUGUUCUAAAGAUGCACAAAGUGAAAUUGAAAUGUCGUACAUUGAGCAUAAGAAUGAACAUGAUAAUGAAGAAGAAACUGAAGAUUCGUCUGAAACACCUUAUACCCCUAUACCGGAGAAUCAAGAACCUAUUAGUGAGUCAACAGGCGAAUGUAUUAUGGAUACGCAAACGGUACAAUUCCCUGUAACAGACAAUGGAACUCAAAAUCCCUGUACUGAACCAAAAGUAGAAACUGUUCUUGGUACAGAAUGUGAAAAUCCAACGCCCUUCACCCAUCAAGUAGAAAAGUGUGUCAUUGAGAAAGAGGUUUCGGAAUCUUCACAAACGUCAUACAUUUUAGCAACUGAGAAACAACAAUCAGUCUGUGAGUUACCAGGAGAUAAAAAUAUGGAUACAGAAGUGGUAGAAUUAUCAGAACGCGAAAAACAAGUAGCAAGUAAUAAACCAGAAAUAAAGUGUGCUAAAGAUGCACAAAGUGAAGAUGAAAUAUCGCACGUUGAUCAUAAGAAUGAACAUGAUAAUGAUGUAGAAAAUAAAGAAUCCUCUGAAACACCUUAUACCCCUAUACCGGAGAAUCAAGAACCUAUUAGUGAGUCAACAGGAGAAUGCAUUAUGGAUACGCAAACGGUAGAAUUCUCUGUAACAGACAAUGGAACUCAAAAUCCCUGUACUGAACCAGAAGUAGAAACUGUUCUUGGUACAGAAUGUAAAAAUCCAACGCCCUUCACCCAUCAAGUAGAAAAGUGUGUCAUUGAGAAAGAGGUUUCGGAAUCUUCCCAAACGUCAUACAUUUUAGCAACUGAGAAACAACAAUCAGUCUGUGAGUUACCAGGAGAGAAAAAUAUGGAUACAGAAGUGGUAGAAUUUUCAGAAAGCGAAAAACAAGUAGCAAGUAAUGAACCAGAAAUAGAGUGUGUUAAAGAUGCACAAAGUGAAAAUGAAAUAUCGCACGUUGAUCAUAAGAAUGAACAUGAUAAUGAUGUAGAAAAUGAAGAAUCCUCUAAAACACGUGAUACCCCCAUACCUGAGACACAAGUACUUAUUAGUGAGUCAACAGGAGAAUGUGUUAUGGAUACGCAAACGGUAGAAUUCUCUGUAACAGACAAUGGAACUCAAAAUCCCUGUACUGAAUCAGAAGUGGAAACUGUUAUCGGUACAGAAUGUGAAAAUCCAACGCCCUUCACCCAUCACGUAGAAAAGUGCACCAUUGAGAAAGAGGUUUCGGAAUCUUCACAAACGUCAUACAUUUUAGCAACUGAGAAACAACAAUCAGUCUGUAAGUUACCAGGAGAUAAAAAUGUGGAUACAGAAGCGGAAGAAUUAUCAGAACGCGAAAAACAAGUAGAAUGUAAUGAACCAGAAAUAGAGUGUGCUAAAGAUGCACAAAGUGAAAAUGAAAUAUCGCACGUUGAUCAUAAGAAUGAACAUGAUAACGAAGUAGAAACUGAAGAAUCCUCUGAAACACCUGAUACUCUCAUACCGGAUAAACAAAAACCUAUUAGUGAGUUAACAGGAGAAUGUAUCAGGAAUGCGCAAACAGUAGAAUUUUCUGUAAAAGGUAAUGGAAAACAAAAUCCCUGUACUGAACCAGAAGUAGAAACUGUUAAGGUUACAGAAUGUGAAAAUUCAUCGCCGUUUAAAUAUCAAAAAGAAAAGUGUUCCACUGAGAAAAAGGUUAUAGAAUCAUAUACUUUCGCAACUGACAAACAAGAGGCAGUCUGUGAUUCGCCUGGAGAUAAAAUUAUGGAUACAGAGUCAGUAGAAUUAACAGAAAUUGAGAAACUAAAACCAAAAGGAGAGUGUGCUAUAGAUGCACAAAGGGAAAUAGAAAUACCAUACAUUGAGCAAAAGGAUGAACGUGGUAAUGAAGCAGAAACUCAAGAAUCCUCUGAAACACCAUACAUCCCCUUACCUCAGAAACAAGAAAUUAUCAGUGAGUCGAAAGAAGAUAAAAUCACCGAAACAGCAGCAGUAGAAUUCUUUAAAUUAGAAAGUGUAAAACAAAAACCCUGCAAUGAACCCGGAAAAGAAGUUCGGACACUCUUCAAUGGGCGAAAAGAAGAGUGCACCAAUGGGACAGAGACCCAUAAGUCUUCCGAUCCACUAUGCAUAUCUGCAGUUGAUAUGCAAGAAAACAGCAGUGGGCCAAACGGAGACAAUGUUAUAAAUACAGGAUGUGAAUUUAGAAUGCCAUUCAGAGGGCAGAAAGAGGAAAGUGCCAAUGAUAAUCACAUCAGUGUGUCAAAAGAAGGUGGUGUAAGAGAUACAUUAGAAGAUAACAAAACUGAAGACCAAGAAUUUUCUAAAUCAUCGUACUCUUGCGAACAUAAAAAAAAUGAGUCCAGUAGUGAUGUAAAGGACGCAGAAGUGGUAGAACUAUAUGCGUCAGAAAGUGAAAAGCAGAAACCACGCAAAAUAUUAGAAGGAAGGGAUAUAACUGCACGAAUUUCAGAAAAAGAAGAACAAAAAUCUGACAGUGAAAUAAUAAAAGAAUAUGGCCAUAAUAUGGAAAGCGCACGGUUACCUCCACAGCAGGGGAAUCCCCCUUGUGAAACAAAAAAAUUCAGUAAUGCAGAUGUGCUAGAAUCCUCAGAAACGCUACAAAGCUACGAAAGCUCAAUAGCAGAGCGUGAAUAUAAGAAAUGGAACAAUGCGGUUGAAAUGCCAAAUAAUCCAUAUACUCCGGACGCUUUAAAACGUAGGAUUUGUGGCAGCCAGGAGCGUUUUAUAGAUUUACCAAAUAUAAGCUCAAGCACGAAUAAAAGUGUAAUAACUGUAAAAGCAGAAGACGAUGGAGAGAACGAAAGCACUAGUAAUAUUGGUUACAAGAGAUAUAGCCGUGAUUACUAUAUAAACGCUGACAAUCCUCCAAAGGUCAGUCCUAAUCAUCAAAAUCACCGAAAUGAUAAACGCAAACGACUUAGUUCCGGAUGCAGUGAUGAGCUCAUAGAAGAUACGUUCACCAAAGAGAGUAUAAGUCAAGGCAACGAAAUAAUUGCAAAAGAAACCCCUGUUGUUAUCCACCCAACGGUAUACCUCGCACUUCCCGCACAAGUGGUGGAAGAAAGCGCCUCCUUUGAAACGCUGUCAAAUCAGUCUAUGAAUUCGGUAAAUACUACAACCAGUGACGAUUCGGACACAAUACGUAUUUAUGAUUUCAAGAAACAGACAACAGUCAUCGUCCACAAUGAUGAUAAACCGUCGACGACAGAUAUAACCAUGACAACUUCAGAUUCUGUCGAGCCUUUUCCAGCGACAACCGAAUGCGCAUUAACAAAAGAUGCGCUGGCGAAAUCUAAAAAAAUUGAUGAAUAUAAAGAGUUAUAUCCUAGAGAGAUAUUGUUAGAAGCGAAACCCGCUGAAACUUGUGUAUCAACCCUGGCUCCAGGCCCCACCCCGAAGGCAUUCAAAUUUCUACAGCCGAAACGAAGAUUAAUAGAUCCCAGCCAGGUGUUGCCAUUAGAGGAGGAAGCGCAUGGGCUCUCUGUUGGCGAAAAGGCGGUCGUUGAGGAGGAGGUGGCACAAGUUAUGCCUUCUGUAAAAGCUUUGGCGCAGGCGUUUCUUCUGAGUUCAAAUAAAUGUUCUCAAGCCGAAAAGCGAUGGAAAAAAGGGAUCCAAAAGCGGCCUUCUACAGCUGUUAAACUCAACAACCCGCCGACAGCACAGACGGAAAAUAUGGUAACAGCUCCGGAAAUGACAGAAGACGCUACUAUUGCAUCAGAUUUAUCGUCACUAGAAACCGAUCCUUCAGCAAAUAUGGAUAUUUUAACCAACAAAACGAAAACAUCUUCUCCAGAGCGCACCGCUUACUAUGAGGAUAAUAACAAUAAAAGUACCACAAAUAUGUUACGCCGUGUUAGUAUGCUGAAAAGUAAUAUUGCUUUCUUUGAGAAUUUAAAGUUUAAGUAAACAUUGCUCUUAAGUCUAAAACACCUGAAGUUUCACAGCUGGUUGGAAUCUAUUUUGCGAAACUAAAUAUGUUUGCCAAUUUCUGCUACACAUCGUUAUAUUGUAUGUAGAUAUGUUUUACGUCUGUACAUACAUAUGUAUGUAUAUAACACGUAUUUCUAUAUUCAGUCAUACAAAUAAGUAUAUUGAUAAAUCCGUGCCAUUGAAUCAGUUUCUGUUUCUGAUUAGUUCUUGUUGGUUACGAAUUGUCAAUUGAAAGUAUUAUUUAAGUUAUCGUAUUUAAAAUAAAUUUGCUUAUUGGUUUAAUAAUUAAGUGCAGUUAAAUAAUUAUACCAAAUAAAACUUAACUUAAUUCCGAAA